AUGCCGUGCGAGGGUGCCUUACGUACGGUUUCCACGUCCGUGACGUGUGCAUGCGCCGCGGCCAGCGACAUACAAGUCGUGGUGGAGAUCAACCCGUUUGUCGAUCGCGCGACCUUUCCUCCUCCGCGCCCCACGCUGAAGGCCCGCCCCCUGGCCAGCGGCGACAACGGCAAAGUCAACUUGACCCGUUCAAAGGCAAACUUUGCUCAGGCAGCUGAAGGCCCCCGUCAAAGGCCGGCGGCGCCGGGGGAGGGUCCAGCGCCCCCCUGCGUACAUCUCGACCGGAUGCGAUUUUGGGAUCUCCUCGCACAAAGCGCGGUCGAGGGCGUGCAUGUGCGUGUGCGUGGUCGUUCAAGUGCGGUGACGCGCAUUGACGGAGUCGAGCAUGGGGCGGCGCGUGGCGGCGGUCGAGCGUGGGCCGUUGGCGUAUGCCUGGUCAUGGUGCUCUGCGCGGGCUGGGGCUUCGCCCCGUCGCAGGCCGCUCGUCCAACGCGCCUCCCGCUGGCGGCCGAAGCCUGCCGGUUGGUGCCCGGCACCGACGCCUGCGUGCCCAUUGACGCCGUGGCGGCCGACGCGGUGAGGAGGUCCAGGGACAAGGAGCUGGCCGACCUCUACUUUGCGGUCGCGGCAUGUUCUGGCAAAACAGAGGCUGACACUUGCAAGGCAGACGGCAGAUGUGUAUGGGAUUCGGCGUCUUGCCUCUGCAGCGUGAGGGAGAUCAUGGAAAACUUACCGCUGUGCUACGACCUUCCCGACCCAGAGUACUCGAGCGCGGCCUCCGAGUGCCCUUCCGCCAAAUCCAAGCGCCAGUGCCGCCAGGUGGGGCCGUGCAGGUGGAAACGCGGGAGGUGCCAUGCCAAGCCCCUGAAGAAGGUUGACGCGGAAGACAAGCCCAGGGUGUGCGAACUGCAGAGCCGGAUAGGGGCGAGCCACUCUGUAGAAUGCGCCCUCCAUGCGACGGAAGAGGAGUGCGAGGGCACGAACGGGACGUGCUUCUGGGGUGAGCGGCUGCAGCCUGAAUGGAUGCGUUGGAUGGUGUUUCCAAGAUGA
Molecule: messenger RNA, 1050 nt
Organism: Ostreobium quekettii
Lineage: Eukaryota; Viridiplantae; Chlorophyta; Ulvophyceae; Bryopsidales; Ostreobiaceae
Source: the annotation of a GenBank genome assembly